Neolamprologus brichardi is the source of this 2005-nucleotide messenger RNA. It is a transcript of the gene tcf24, whose product is annotated as transcription factor 24. Gene Ontology annotation, molecular function: protein dimerization activity; RNA polymerase II transcription regulatory region sequence-specific DNA binding; DNA-binding transcription factor activity, RNA polymerase II-specific. The record is from RefSeq and is a predicted model, not a curated record. Gene Ontology annotation, biological process: regulation of transcription by RNA polymerase II; developmental process. Lineage: Eukaryota; Metazoa; Chordata; Actinopteri; Cichliformes; Cichlidae.
CUGAAAGAUGCGGGAUAAUUAGGGAAACAAGCUUACUUAACCUUCCCUUACUUCUCCUUAUAAUUAGUGGCCCGAAGCAAUACUGUUACCCCAUCCUUACAAAAACAAUGUUUAUUAAGAACACUCUGAGGAUACACAUAUUAUGAAUAAUUCCUUUCAUUAAUUUGCCGACAUCUCUGUUUGGAGCCCUGAAAAUCAGAGUGAUUAAUUUAUGAGUCUCACAAGAAUUUCCUCAACGCCUGCCUGUUGAUUGCAGUGCUGGAGUUUAUUUAUUAGCUGUUCCAAUGAGUUUGCAAUUCAAGACACUCUGGCAAUUCGUCACAUGUUUUGCAUAUCACCUUACCCUUGUCAGUUUGGCUUCAUGGUCUAUUGCAAAUAGCGUUUUGGUAGACCAGCCUUUUGUUUCUGACCUUAAGGAGCAUAUUUGAGCUAAUUGUGACCAAACGUCUCCCCAAUGUCACUUUCUUUUUUUCUUCUUCUUCUUCCUUUUUUUGGUGAUAGGCUUAUGAAGAAAAUACAGUGUCAAGUUCGCAGCCAAUUAGAGUGGGAUACGGCCUGCACAUAUCGGAGUUGAAGCAAAAGAGAGCCCUGCCUCUGGCGUUGAAAACGAGCCUCUGCUGCCCCCAGACAGAAAUAAGUUGGGAAGGCGGAAAGAGCAGCCUUUUCUCCGCUGCGAGCGGGUGUUAUGGGUCGAAAGAUUAAUUACGUCGGAGUGAAAUACUUGUCCGCCGCUUUGUGUAUCCAAUAAAUUAAGGGCUCCCGAGACUUACGCACACAGGUGAAGUGUUGGAUGUGCGUACACGGGGACUGCGGCGCAGCGUUUCUGCAUACUUUAUAAGGAUAAACUGGACUUUGAAAGGGAUCUCUUCUACAUUGGCGAGCAAAUUCUCUGACCUAACGACGUCUUCUUUGGGUUGCCUUCAUGUCGUUUUUUGAGGCAGAGCCGUUGAGAAGUACCAGAGGUCAGUAAGUGCACCCCGAUGGUUGGAAGACAGACGCUCCGAAUGGACAGCGGUAAUUGCUCCGGAGCAGUGGUGGAUGACAGUCCAGGAUCCAGCCCGAGCUCCAGCCCGAGUCCAGACGGUCGUCGUCAGGAGCUCCACCGGGCCAGAGUGCUCCAGAGCGGCGGGAUCGGCGGCAGAGGACGCCCGGCAGCAGCGAAUGCGGCGAGGGAGAGGAGCCGGGUACAGACGCUGAGGAACGCCUUCCUGGAGCUUCAAAGGACUUUGCCGUCAGUGCCGCCGGACACCAAGCUGUCCAAACUCGACGUGCUGAUACUGGCCACCACCUAUAUUGCCCAUCUGACUCGAACUCUGCAGGAAGAAGGCACAGAGGAAGGAGAGGGCACGAAACAAACAGAGGCGUUACACUCACUGAAAGGCGAAGGCUACCUGCACCCGGUGAAGAAAUGGCCAAUGCGAUCCAGGCUGUACGUUGGAGCAAGCGGGCAAUUCCUAAACACUUCUAGUCCUUCAGAGUCAGAGGAUCAAGGCCCAUCGUCGUCCACCUCCCAGUAAAAUAGGCUUAAUUCAUUUGUACCGAACAGCUUCGUUUUGUGCACGAGUUCAUGCUUUACUUCCGAAGCGGCACAUGAUUGUAGAACAGCUCCCACUAAAGCACCGCAAAUUAGGAAGACCUUGUAAAUUAAUAUAUUACGUGAAUUUUAUUGUAUAAAUUUUGAGAAAGCAUACAUUAUAUUUCUUUGUGUUAUUUCGACUAAUCCUGCCUGCAUUGUGCAGCUCCACACAUGUCCCAGGUAUAUUUACAGAGACUCCUCGGGGCAACGAGCCCGUCAUGCUUGAGUGUGCACUUUCAGCUGAGACAUUUGCACUAAAUGCAUGUCUGAAUAACUUAACAUCUGUCAUGUGAAGUGGUCUGUCAGGGAGCCCACAAUGCAGGCUCCGAGUCUCAUGUUCCUCCUUAUUUUUUACAUGCAUGGGUGUAAAUGUGUUUGUGAAUAAAUUACUUGACAAUGAAAGAAGAUAUGUCUCCAAGGUUUGAACGA